Molecule: messenger RNA, 3405 nt
Organism: Plasmopara halstedii
Lineage: Eukaryota; Oomycota; Peronosporomycetes; Peronosporales; Peronosporaceae
Product: Calmodulin and related proteins (EF-Hand superfamily)
Exons: 1
Coding region: 1-3405 (1134 amino acids)
Molecular function (GO): calcium ion binding
Source: RefSeq, a predicted model, not a curated record
AUGCUACGGUCACAACUGUCUCAGUCCACCGUGAUGACUUCAGCCAGUGAAAAGCUACAAGCUGGCUCCACUCCAACGCAUGCACGAGACUUACACCGCAAGCUUCUCGAGCGAGUACUUCUCCGCAGUGACACAAAAAGCGUCAAGGAUGUUUUCCGGCGGUAUGACAGAGAACGAGCUGGUGUGUUGACACUGCAGCAAUUCCGAGCUUUAGUGCGGGACCACGAUUUCUCAGACACUGACGCAGACUUGUUGUUACAUCAUUUGGACGUUCAAGAGCAAAGUGUGUCGUUUCACGCUUUCAUGGGCGAGGAAUUACUGAGUGUAGAACAAAAUUAUUCGUCAAGGAAGAGCAAUUCUCCCAAAAAAGUACAGCAACUCGCUCAAUUCCCGGAACAAAAGAAGGUUUUGAGCAAUAAAAAAGCAAAUAAAGUAGCCGUUCACAGUGACACGUUGGCAGUACAGGAUCCGAUGGAAGCUAUACGCACAAAAUUACGUCAACGAGUCAUGGGACACGAUAAAUCGAUUCGAGAAAUUUUUAUGGAAUAUGACAGCGAUGGAAGUGGCUUUCUUGACUACGAAGAGUUUGACCGCUUUAUGGCAAAGUAUGGGUUUGCACCAAGCGAAACUAAAAUCAUUAUUGACUACCUUGAUCGAGAUCACUCUGGAACAGUUGACUACGACGAAUUUGCCUCCGGGCUGUUAUUUUACCGACCACCUCUACCGAUUUCUAUAGCUCCCGCGCAGACUGUAGCACUGCCUUUAUCAUUGACAACUAUCGAAAAUGCACAGAAAAUGCAGCGACAAAUUGGACUAGAUUUAUCGAGGCGAGACGAUAAAAAAAUAUGUAAGGAGGCAGAUAUACAACAAAUCUUAGAGACCGUGCAGAAUAAGUUUAAAGACGUGUUUAGAAGAUCGAAGCAGCCAACUGAUGGAUUUGUUGAAUUACGGGCAGAAUUUGAUCGCUUUGACGUGGACGGCAGCAAAAGUCUGGACCACCAAGAGUUUGGGGCACUUUUGAUUGGAAUCGGCAUCAAGCUAAAGGUGGCUGAGCUCUCCGCAUUAUUGCAAGUGAUUGAUCCUGAUGGAGAGGAAAAGAUACAAUUCUAUACCAUCAAGCGUCUACUUUGUUUUCAGGAACCAAGCAAUAGGGGGCUAGAACAGCAGCAGAGUGGGCCUAUGAAAUUCGAUAGUGAGAAUAUCGUAAAGUCAGCAAAUUAUGUUUGCGAAGGGGUGGAGGAACAGGAGAAGGACCGUCUUCGACGCCUACAAUAUGAAAAUAGCGUUGGCAUUGAUAGAAAAAUCAAUAUCAUGAAUGAAAAUCUGGAUGGAGAUAAGAGGGCGGUUACAAAUUACUCAAGAUUUGCCCAAGAAUUUUCCGACCAGGUCGAACCUUCCGUUGAUUUGCCUCCACGUUCUCAAGCUUUCAAUGGCCUGUACAAUUUCCACGAAAACGGAAAAGCUGACUUAAAUGACAUUCGACAACAUUUGAAUGGGUAUGAUUCUAAGAAAAUUGAUGCUGUCGACUCAUUACAUGUUCAAACCAAAUUCGACGAAAAUGGGGCGAUAAGCUUGCAAGAAGCUACACAUGGGUUUGCUCAAACGGAAAAACCUUCACGAACGCCAGAUAGCGAUGAAGUGGCUAUUUCCAAAAAGCUCAAAGAUUAUCUUGGACAAGCUAAAUUAAACGAAUUUGGACGUAUGAUGCAAGGAUCCACAAACAAUAUAAAUGGAAGGACCGAAGACAAAGAUGAUAUCAACUCUGGUAGCUUUGAAGAAUCUACUCGCGUGUACGAUCUUAGUAGGGGAUCAGCUCAUAAAACCACUUCGUUACGCCAGUCACCUGACCGCCGCACUGAAGGUAUAGGCCUCGAUGACUCACGACUUGACAAAAAGAUGAGGCAAACUUUGCAAGUAAGUCCGAAUAUAAAUAAAAUGGGUCGAUUAGCGGCGCAACAGGAUCAAGAGAUGCAGUUCAUGGAGCGAGUGCUUGAGAGACAUCAUUCUAUUGAAAGCGCCUUCCGGGAAUUUGAUCCCGAUGUCCAAAAUAAAUUGAACUUUGAGCAGGUAGGUGCAUUCAUGGCCCGCUACGGGAUGACAGACAAGGAACAUAUAUCAAUGCUACUGAAGCGUUUGGACAUAAAUAAUUCUGGAACGAUAAAACUUCAAGAUUUCUUGUCAGUCUUUGAUGUCCGACGUUUGGCUCUUAUUGAAGGAGAGUCUACUCGCCACGAAGAGAAGAAUUUGAAAGGUCUUGCUCAGAACGAAGGGAAGAUUACAAAAAGUGGAGCUCGCGAUGGUAAAUACCAAAAAAAUGGUGAGAAUCGUGUGAGUCCGCAUGUGAUCAAGCGAGGCGCCAAGUUAGGUACGACCAGUAAUCCAUCAGCAUCUGAUACCAAAGCGACAAAUAGAUCGGCAAAUGUUGCUCGAUUACGGAAGCUCGAAGAGAAAUGGAUUCGCAGGGCGCUAGCUAGGCAUGAGCUAUUAUCAUCAGUCUUUGAUAUAGCGGAUCAUGAUAAGGACGGUAAAAUUACCCGUGAUGAAUUUCGGAAACUAAUGAAUCUGUAUGGUGUUCAAGAUGAAGAAGAUGUUGUUGCGCUGAUGAAGAAGCUAGGCGUUGAUGGAGACGGUUGCAUCAACUAUAAGGAUUUUGCGAAAACUUUUAAUGAGACGCGAGUGGCAAAUUUCACUGCUUCAACUCCGGAAGUUAUUAUCAGUCCAACUGCCUCGCCGAUAGAUACGAAGCAUGCUCAAGGUGCACGCCUUCAAGGACUUCAAAUCAAGUGGAUAAAGCGUGUGUUAAGUUGUCACGAUUCAAUUGAAUCGGCCUUUUACCAGUACGAUAAAGAUGGUAGUGGCGAGUUGAAUCACGAAGAAUUCCAUUAUUUUAUGACAAGAUACGGUAUUGUCAGGAACGAAGAUAUCUCCGCCUUGAUUAGACGUCUUGAUACGGAUGGAUCAGGAACGAUCUCACUCAAGGAAUUCUCGCUAAUAUUCAACUCAUUGCGAGUCAGUUCCGGCAUGACAAAUGAGGGAAUGAGGACAAUAGCUGCUGGUUUGGAAGAGAUUACUGACCCAGAAGAAAUUGAAUCCAUUUUGGAAAUAGAACGCGAACUUGCUCAGAGGAUGGCACACCAAACUCGUGAUCUACGCUUAGCGUUUCGCAAGAUCGACACAAAUGGCAACGGGUUGCUUGAAUACAAAGAAUUUCGAACAGUAUUGAAGCUCUACCGACUCCCCGAAAUGGAAAUUCGUAAAGUUAUCCGUCAUUUGGACCGUAAUGUAUCGGGAUUCAUUGAUUAUAAGCAAUUUGUCGCUGGAUUUAGUGCAUUCAAGGAAAACGGAAGUAGUGUGCCAGCAGCUCAGAAAAAAAAAGUUAAACUUCGAUCUCCUCAAAAAGGGUAA